This is a messenger RNA of Manduca sexta (tobacco hornworm), 925 nucleotides long. Its product is annotated as nucleoside diphosphate kinase homolog 5. Bases 98 to 802 code for a protein of 234 amino acids. Gene Ontology annotation, molecular function: nucleoside diphosphate kinase activity. Lineage: Eukaryota; Metazoa; Arthropoda; Insecta; Lepidoptera; Sphingidae. The record is from RefSeq and is a predicted model, not a curated record. The transcript is spliced from 4 exons. Gene Ontology annotation, biological process: UTP biosynthetic process; GTP biosynthetic process; CTP biosynthetic process.
AGACGUCACGCGCACGUCACGAAAUAUAAAUCGAUAUAUACGUAGCAUUUAUAGUUAUACUUUUAUACAUUAAAACCCUAUCUUCAAACGUUGAACAAUGUCCAUAGCAUCUUCUGACUCCGGGGCGGAGUUCCAGACGUACUCGGAACGCACUUUAGCGAUUAUCAAGCCAGAAGCCAUAGAAGAUGCCGACGCGAUCGAAAAACACAUAAGAGACAAUAGCUUUAUAAUACUCGCUAAGCGUCAAGUUCGACUGACUCCAGAGCAAGCUGCGGAGUUCUACAAGGGCCAUUACGGGCGAAAGCAUUUCCCGCACCUCGUGGCGCACAUGUCCAGCGGGUCCAUAAUCGCGCUGGUCCUCGCUGGACGGAACUGUAUACAGAGAUGGCGGACACUCAUGGGUCCAGCAAGAGUGCUAGAGGCUCAGGCUUACUGGCCGGACAGCCUACGAGCUUGCUACGGGCGGCGCACCAAGUACGGGGACUAUUUUAAUGCAGUCCAUGGCAGUGAAAAUCAUGCCGAGGCCGUGAGGGAAAUACAUUUCUUUUUUCCUAACAUGAUAGUAGGGCCGGUGCUUCGCAAGUGGCAAGUUCACGACUACAUCCUCAAGCAUAUAACACCGACGCUCCUGCCAGGGUUGACAGCUUUAGCUCACGAGCGGCCGGCAGAACCAUUACUGUGGUUGGCAGAAUAUCUCCGCACGCACAACCCUAACGAGCCGGAGUUGGCGACGCAGCAACCCGAGCAGAGAGAAGAUCCGCGAUGCCACACACCCGUGCCUUCGGAAGAGUCCGUUAAAUAAUGUUUUGAAAUUAAUAGGAUGAGUGGAUUAUUAUCAAAAAUUAAUUCAAAUAGUACGAAUGUUAAUUUGUAUUGGAGUUUUGGGGAUCAAAACUGUUUGGGGAUAUAAAAAUAUAAAUAGUCA